This is a messenger RNA of Thlaspi arvense, 1440 nucleotides long. The record is from the annotation of a GenBank genome assembly. Lineage: Eukaryota; Viridiplantae; Streptophyta; Magnoliopsida; Brassicales; Brassicaceae.
AUGGGGUGGGGUUUCCUGGUGGUCUUAUUGGCUGUGGCGGUGGCUUGUCGGAGGGCAAGUUCAAUCGGAGCGAACUGGGGCACGCAGGCGUCGCAUCCUCUUCCGCCGGACAUAGUGGUGCGGAUGCUGAGAGAGAACGGUAUUCAGAAAGUGAAGCUCUUCGACGCCGAGUACGACACUCUCAGGGCUCUGGGCAAGUCCGGAAUCGAGGUUAUGGUUGGGAUUCCCAACGAGAUGCUGGCCACUCUCGCCACCAGCCUCAAAGCCGCUGAGAAAUGGGUUUCUAAAAAUGUUUCUACUCACAUCAACACCGACAACGUCAACAUCAGAUACGUUGCUGUUGGCAAUGAACCUUUCCUAUCGACUUAUAACGGGAGCUACCUUAGCACCACUUUCCCUGCGCUGAGGAACAUCCAGAUUGCACUAAACAAAGCCGGUCUUCAGAACCAAGUGAAGGUCACGUGUCCCUUAAACGCUGACGUCUACGACAGCUCCACCACCUUCCCCUCUGGAGGUGACUUCAGAGCCAACAUCCGUGAUCUCAUGAUCACCAUCGUCAAGUUCUUGAGCGACAACGGCGGACCCUUCACCGUUAACAUCUACCCUUUCAUCAGUCUCUACAACGACGCCAAUUUCCCAGUGGACUACGCCUUCUUUGACGGCAACUCGCAGCCCGUGAGCGACAGUGGGACUUUCUACUACAACAUGUUCGAUGCGAACUACGACACUCUAGUGCAUGCCCUGGAGAAGAACGGGUUUGGGAACAUGCCCAUCAUAGUUGGGGAGAUCGGAUGGCCUACCGAUGGGGACAGGAAUGCUAACGUGGAGUACGCUAGGAAGUUCAACCAAGGCUUCAUGUCUCACAUCUCAGGAGGGAAAGGGACUCCGAGGAGGCCAGGCCCAAUCGACGCCUACUUGUUCAGCCUGAUAGACGAGGACGCGAAGAGCGUGCAGCCUGGAUACUUUGAGCGGCACUGGGGGAUAUUCACAUUCGACGGCUUACCCAAAUACGCAUUGAACCUUGGGACGACCAACACAGGAGCUCUGAUCCAGGCCAAAGGUGUGCGGUAUUUGCAGAGGAAGUGGUGUGUGAUGAAGCCAAACGUGAGGUUGGACGAUCCGCAGGUGGCACCUAGCGUGAGCUACGCGUGUAGCCUCGGGGACUGCACGAGUCUCGGGGUUGGGACGUCAUGUGGGAAUCUGGACGGGAAGGAGAACAUAUCGUAUGCGUUCAACAGUUACUAUCAGAUAAACGACCAGGUCGAUACGGCAUGUAAGUUUCCAAACAUAUCGGAGGUGACCAAGACGGAUCCCUCAACGGGGACCUGUAGAUUUCCGAUUAUGAUAGAGCCUUAUUACGGCGGGGCUGACCACGGACAAGUGUUCUUCUUGCCACUGUUUCUGGCCUUAGCCAUCGCCAUGCUCUCUAUUAUUUUUUGA